Messenger RNA from Orussus abietinus, 1476 nucleotides. RefSeq lists its product as uncharacterized. The record is from RefSeq and is a predicted model, not a curated record. The coding region runs from base 133 to 1329 and encodes 398 amino acids. The transcript has a single exon. NCBI's taxonomy places the organism in Eukaryota, Metazoa, Arthropoda, Insecta, Hymenoptera, Orussidae.
GCAGAAAUAAAUGGUUUGAUAUCGUUGCACUCUUCUGAAUGAGUUCUCUAAAAAGUGAGACUUUACAUUUUUAAUCGAAAUAAUUUUUAUAUAAACGAUAAUAACGGUGUUUAAUUUGUUCAUCUAUUCACAAUGACAAAUAAUCUGGCGAGGAAGCACAAGAGUUCUCUAACCUUGGUGAAGAAUCCACCGACAACGAAUGACUGUGGCAGUUCAAGUGAGGUUGAACAAGAUUCAAGAAAUUUUCAUUUAAGUUUAUUUCUGUCAAUCUCUUGUUUAAUGUUCCUGUUGUAUUGGAUUGUGCUGUGUCCAUUGCUUUGGGCCUGUCUGCAGAAUGGUUUAGCUCCCCGGAGUUGGCCAAGAUUUUGGCCCUUCGCAUUCUGGUUCGUAGCACUAUUAGUUUGGUUGUUAAUCAUGUCAUUGUUCGUUGCAUUAUGGAAAUAUCUGAUAAGGCGUAAACAAUCACGUGAACUGGAGAUUGAUAAAAGAAUACCGCAAGAUUGGACACCACUGCUCAGUCACAAGUCUAUGUCGAAGAAAGAAAAUUUGCAGAGCAAAGAGAAACUUACUGGUCAAACUGAAUCGACAAAUGAUGAAGAAAUCAGAAAAAAGACAUCGAUGGAAACAGAAUUAAACGAAGGCUGCGAAAAGGAUGACUUACAACUUGUGAGGAUAGCUACACCUUGUUCCUCUGAGGCUGCUUCGGAAGAAUCUGAAAAUACGAAAAUGCUCUCCGAAGACCCUGAGCAGGAAAGAAUGUCUCCGGUAACUCCUUUGUCUCCAAGACAAUUAUUCUUCAUCAAUUUUCUAAGGCAGGCUGAAGUGACUGGUAAGAGCAAAAAAGUCAAAGACUUACCGAUGAGCUCUAAAUCUGUCAUCGAGUCCUCAACUGAUGAGGUGACAAAUACUGCAAAAGAAAGACAAUUCAAAGAAGAAGGAGACAAAUCUAAAGAUACUGUGGAAAUUAAUGAAUCCUGCAUCGAUAAACCUGUGACCUUCUUUGACGAAGAGAUCGGAAGCUUUCAAUUGCACAAAGAAGAAUUUGUAACUGAUAAGGAUCCUGAUUCGAAGUCUUCAAAUAAAUCAGAAAAUCAGCAAAAAGAAGUCUGCGAAGCCAAGGCACCUAAUCUAGAGAGAUCAAAAGUCAAAUCUCAAUACUUUAUCGCAGAUGUAGAACCUCUUGCGAAUAAAAAGACAGAAGUCUUUCUGAGAAUCGAACCUGAUUCAGGAAUUGCAAAAUUAGAAGGUGCUUAUGUGAUAAAUGUGUCUAAAGAAGAUUCUAACUCUCAUGAACACGACCGAGAAAACCAAGAGUCAUUCAGUGAAUAAUUCUCUAAUAAAAUCUGUAAAGUUAAAUCAUUAAAUUAGUAAUUUAAAUAUAGUGAUCCUAUGUUUACUUUAAUAUUCCCAUUAUCUUCUUAAAGAAGAGACUAUUUUCAUUUGCGUUACAUGCGGGUGAACUAUUCUCAAUUAUUC